GCAUGCGCAUUGACAAGCGUCGUUCACGCGCGCAACUUUUGUCUUCAGCGUCUGUAGUAACGAAAUUCGGUUAACAUUUAUUUUGAGCUACUUUCCUCGAGGAUAAGUUUCGGACUCAAAGAUCAUCAGGGAAAAAUCUUUUAUCUGGAGAAGAGUGAGAAGUGGUUUGGGGCGCGUAGUCAACACCAAGGCGAGGGUUUGUUGUCAUUUGUGCGAUCACGACGUCUGCGUUCGAUCAGUGAUUCGAUCGAACCGAAUUUUGAUUGAAAUCGAACGUUUUUCGUUGAUCAAUGGAUCGAUUUGGUGGAUCACUUCCCGUGAAAGGAUACAGUGGCGAAAUGGCUGGAAAAAAGCGAGUUCAACUCCCAGUAGACCUUGGAAAAGGUCAUAGUUCAUAUGAUUCAAGUAAUUUAUUCCACAGCACGCCCAAAACAAAGCCCAUAUCUUCAUCUUUCUCUUCAACAUCACCAAGUAUUUACAAACCCAGAACAAGCAACACAAGCUACCAGACAGGUGUUAGUCCAUCCCGUGUCCAGCGGAGUAAAUCUCCAUUGCGUAGCACAAGUCCUGUCCGUCGACCAGUAAGUCCUAGUAUACACAGAGCAACAAGUCCAAGACUACACAACAGCUCCCUCUCUCCUACCAGUAAACAGGUGUUUGCUCUUGAGAAAAGAUCCUCUAGGCUUGAAAGUAAGUGA
Orbicella faveolata is the source of this 698-nucleotide messenger RNA. RefSeq lists its product as uncharacterized. The record is from RefSeq and is a predicted model, not a curated record. NCBI's taxonomy places the organism in Eukaryota, Metazoa, Cnidaria, Anthozoa, Scleractinia, Merulinidae.